Messenger RNA from Loxodonta africana (African savanna elephant), 818 nucleotides. It is a transcript of the gene EEF1B2, whose product is annotated as eukaryotic translation elongation factor 1 beta 2. Gene Ontology annotation, cellular component: cytosol; eukaryotic translation elongation factor 1 complex. NCBI's taxonomy places the organism in Eukaryota, Metazoa, Chordata, Mammalia, Proboscidea, Elephantidae. The record is from RefSeq and is a predicted model, not a curated record. Gene Ontology annotation, biological process: translational elongation. The coding region runs from base 96 to 773 and encodes 225 amino acids. Gene Ontology annotation, molecular function: translation elongation factor activity; guanyl-nucleotide exchange factor activity. The transcript has 6 exons.
GCGGCCUUUUUUUCACCUUCUCUUAGCGCUCGGUGUUGACCGCUUGCGCUCCACUUUGCCUCUGCUGCUGCCCAGCUCCCGAUACAGCCGACAUCAUGGGCUUCGGAGACCUGAAAACCCCCGCCGGCCUCCAGGUGCUCAACGAUUACCUGGCUGACAAGAGCUACAUCGAGGGAUACGUGCCAUCACAAGCAGAUGUGGCAGUUUUUGAAGCAGUCUCCAGCCCACCACCUGCCGACUUGUAUCAUGCUCUACGUUGGUAUAAUCACAUCAAGUCUUAUGAAAAGGAAAAGGCCAGCCUGCCAGGAGUGAAGAAAGCUUUGGGCAAGUAUGGCCCUGCUAAUGUGGAAGACACUACGGGAAGUGGAGCUACAGACAGUAAAGACGAUGAUGACAUUGAUCUCUUUGGAUCUGAUGAUGAGGAGGAAAGUGAAGAAGCAAAGAGGCUAAGAGAAGAACGCCUUGCACAGUAUGAGUCAAAGAAAGCCAAAAAACCUGCGCUUGUCGCCAAGUCUUCCAUCUUACUGGAUGUGAAACCUUGGGAUGAUGAGACAGAUAUGGCAAAAUUGGAGGAGUGCGUUAGAAGCAUCCAAGCAGACGGCUUGGUCUGGGGCUCUUCUAAGCUAGUUCCAGUGGGAUACGGAAUUAAAAAACUUCAAAUACAGUGUGUAGUUGAAGACGAUAAAGUUGGCACAGAUAUGCUGGAGGAACGGAUAACUGCUUUUGAAGAGUAUGUGCAGUCCAUGGACGUGGCCGCUUUCAACAAGAUCUAAAAUCCAUCUUGGGUUCUUGCACUUAAAUAAAAGCUUGAAAGACAA